Messenger RNA from Diutina rugosa, 7155 nucleotides. RefSeq names its product U4/U6-U5 snRNP complex subunit (gene PRP8). The coding region runs from base 1 to 7155 and encodes 2384 amino acids. Gene Ontology annotation, biological process: spliceosomal tri-snRNP complex assembly; mRNA splicing, via spliceosome. The record is from RefSeq and is a predicted model, not a curated record. Gene Ontology annotation, cellular component: U5 snRNP; catalytic step 2 spliceosome. Gene Ontology annotation, molecular function: pre-mRNA intronic binding; U1 snRNA binding; U6 snRNA binding. The transcript has a single exon. Lineage: Eukaryota; Fungi; Ascomycota; Pichiomycetes; Serinales; Debaryomycetaceae.
AUGCCUCCUCCACCACCUCCGGGGAAAGGUGGACACAAGCGACCGGCAGCGCCUCCGGGAGCGCCGCCUCUGAAGCGGCCCACCACUCAGCGAGGUCCGCCGCCUCCUGGUGCCCCGCCAAUGGCCCCCAAACUUCCCCCUGGAGCCAGAGGUCCUCCCCCUCCUCCUCCCAGCAACCGGCCUCCGCCACCUCGGAAUGGCACUAACGGACCGCCUCCACCUCCGGGAUCCGUACCUAAAGACCAGGAGCUUCUCAAGCGAAAACGCCAAUGGCUUGAAUCACAAAAGGUGAGAUACCGAGCGGUGACCACAAAGCGAACGAAGAACCUGGGGGCAGUCAUCCCGAGGAAACCCAUUAUGCCCCGAGAGCACUUGCGCCGGAUCAUGCUUGACCACAAGGAUUUGAGUCUGAAGAAAGUUGCCAGAGACAAACGGGCUCACCUUGGGGCUCUCAAGUAUCUCCCUCACGCUCUCCUCAAAUUGGUCGAGAAUAUGCCCCAGCCCUGGGAGCCGUCACGCGAGGUGAGAGUGGUCUACCAUGUUGCCGGGGCAAUCACAUUUGUCGAUGAGAUCCCUCGAGUGAUCCCCGCAGUGUACUCGGCUCAAUGGGCGAAGCUGUGGCUGCUUAUGCAGAGGGAAAAGGCCGACCGUAAAUUCUUUCUGCGGAUGAAAUUCCCACCCCUCGAUGAUGAGGAGCCGGUGGUAGACUGGCUCGAAAAUCUCGAAGGUAUCACCCCCUUUGAAGCUAUUCGCGACGAAGAUGUCCAACCUAAUGGUGAUAACAUUCCUCUCUCAGAGUGGAUGUAUGAGAAACGGCCACUCGUUGAUGACCGAGACUAUGUUAAUGGGCCCCUGUAUCGCAAAUGGAAACUAGACUUGGAUACUAUGGCCGAGCUUUAUCAAGCCGCGCAAAGUCUUAUUGAUCCCGGAGAUAAAGUGCCACACCCUUACUUGUUCGACAAACUGGCAUUUGCUACUGCCAAAGCAUUGAACGUGGCCAUUCCGGGGGGUCCUAAGUUCGAGCCGCUUUAUCGAGAGCAUACCAAUAAUCCCGAGCUCGAAGAUUACACUGAGUUCAAUUCCUUGGACCGCGUCAUCUGGCGCCAGCCGCGCCGUACCGAGUAUCAAGUGGCAUACCCUUCUUUGCAUAAUGACUUUGUCAAGCUGGUAACCCCUGGUCGUUAUCAUUCCAAUCUUGAUCUUGGUGGGGCCGUUACGGACCACGGCCCCAACGCCUUUGGCUUUGACGCUCUGAUGAACUUGAUACACGAGAACACCCACUUCAACGAGACUAAAGACGAUGAUAAUGUGGUUAAAGCCAUCCCCCCACUUGAGCAUUCGGAACUCACUCCCAAAGGUACAUCAGAAGCACUUGGCCUCUACCAGGCGCCCUAUCCAUUUAAUCUUCGUCUGGGAGCUACCAAACGUGCGGAAGAUGUUCCUCUUGUCAAGCAUUGGUACGCUCGUCGUCGCCCUCUGCCCCGAGCUCCCGUCAAGGUUCGCAUUUCAUACCAGAAACUCUUGAAGAAUGUGGUGAUCAAUGAACAUAAAAGAACCACCAAAAGCCCUUUAUCUCACAAAUCCAUUAUUUCACGGCUCAAGCAGACUCGAUACUUCCAGCAGACCGAGAUCGACUGGCUCGAAGCUGGUCUUCAGGUGGUACAACAAGGUCACAACAUGUUACAGUUGCUCAUACAUCGUAAGGGUCUCACAUUCCUUCAUUUGGAUUACAAUUUUAACCUCAAACCUACCAAAACACUCACCACUAAGGAACGGAAGAAGCUGCGGUUUGGUCACCUGUUCCACUUAGUGCGGGAGCUUUUGCGAAUGGUGAAGAUGGUAGUUGACGCUCAUGUCGAGUAUCGCUUGGGACACGCAGAUGCUUAUCAAUUAGCCGACGGAUUGAACUAUGCUUUUAACCAUUUGGGUCAAUUGACGGGUAUCUAUCGGUAUAAGUAUAAGGUGAUGCAUCAAAUUCGACAAUGCAAGGAUUUGAAGCACGUCAUAUAUGAUCGAUUCAAUCGUCAGAUCGGUAAAGGUCCCGGAUGUGGGUUUUGGCAACCGGCGUGGCGCGUUUGGGUAUUCUUCUUGCGGGGUAUCGUGCCAUUGUUAGAGCGCUGGCUCGGCAACAUGAUCAACAGGCAAUUUGAGGGUAGACGUGCCAAUGACGUUGUCAAGAAUAUCACCAAGCAGCGGGUGGAUCUGUACUACGACUUGGAAUUGCGGGCUCAGGUUCUUCAUGACAUCUUGGACAUGGUGCCAGCCGAGCUCAAGGCGCUGAAACUGAGAACAAUUUUGGGACAUUUGCUGGAAGCAUGGCGGUGCUGGAAAGCCAACAUCCAGUGGAAAGUACCAGGAUUGCCCAAACCGAUCGAGAAGUUGAUUCGGCGAUACAUUGAAGCCAAAGCUAAUGGGUGGAUUGAAUUAACCCACUAUAAUCGGGACCGUUUGCGACGCGGGGUCACCGUGGAAAAGACAGUGGCGAAGAAGAAUUUAGGUCGUCUUACUCGUCUUUAUGUGAAGCAAGAACAGCAGCGACAAGUUAAUCAUCGUCAAGGUGGGCCUCAAAUCAGUCCCGACGAAGCAGUCGUGGUAUUCGACACGAUGGUACAGUGGCUCGAAGCCCGCAAGUUCAAUCCUAUCCCGUUCCCGCCAUUACUGUACAAGCACGACACCAAGAUUCUCGUGUUGGCCCUUGAACAAUUACGGGAAAGUUACGGCGGCGAUGCCCGUCUUAAUUCAUCGCAACGUGAAGAGCUCGCUUUAAUCGAACAAGCAUAUGACAAUCCCCACGAUACAUUGGCUCGUAUCAAGCGAUUCCUUCUUACUCAACGGAUUUUCAAAGAAGUGGGACUUGAGAUGAUGGACUACUAUACGCAUCUAGUGCCAACGUUCACUAUCGACCCCUUGGAGAAGAUUACUGACGCUUAUCUUGAUCAAUACUUGUGGUACGAGGCUCUGACGCGUAACUUGUUCCCUCAUUGGGUCAAACCUUGCGACAAUGAAAUACCUCAAUUUACAUUGUACAGAUGGUGUCAACAAAUGACCAAUGUUGAUCGGGGCCAAGUAUGGGAUACUCUGAGGGGACAACUGGCGGUUAUGGUGCUGCAAAAGCUUGGGAAUUUGAUGGAGAAUGUCGACUUGACCGUACUUAACCGUCUACUCAAAUUGGUAGUCGAUGGAAACAUUGCCGAUUAUAUGACCGCCAAAAACAAUGUGGUUGUUCUGUUCAAAGAUAUGCUGCACGUUAACCAAGUGGGGGUGCUCAAGGGUCUUCAAUAUUCCCUGUUCAUCUACCAGUAUUACGGACUCAUUGCUGACCUUUUAUUUCUUGGGGUCAAGCGGGCUUCUGAGCUCGCUGACCCAGACAUGGUGGGUCGAGGCCCUCACCCCAUUCGCAUGUACAUGCGGUGGAUGGACACGGCUUAUUUUUUCACUAGAUUCGAUCAUGACCAACUGGAGGAGCUUAUUAAUGACUACUUGACCGCACAUCCUGACCCUAGUACUGACUUGGUCAAGGGAUACCCGAACAAGCGUUGCUGGCCACAGGACGCACGAAUGCGACUCAUGAGACACGAUGUGACGUUAGGAAGAGCUGUACAAUGGGAAUUAUCCCAGCGUAUCCCGCUGCUGGUAGCUCUGACUCGCUGGGAAGAUUCUAUGUGCCUGGUGUAUCUGAUUGACAAUCCCAAUGUGGUGUUUGGCAUGAUGGGAUUUGAGGUACGAGUACUCCCCAAAUGUCGCACUAGGGAUAUGUAUUUCGUAUCUAGUGAGCCUCGCGAAGGUGCUUGGGAUCUUGUCGACACCACUACUCGUCAGCGUACUGCAGUGGCGUAUCUUCAAGUGUCGCCUGAGGACAUUGAUCGAUUUGUUCUGAGAAUUCGUCAAAUUUUGAUGCUGAGUGCGCUGACCACAUUCACUAAAGUGGCGCAGAAAUGGAACACGGCCUUGAUUGGUCUUGUAACGUAUUAUCGCGAAGCUAUCAUUGCCACGCCUGCUUUGUUAGACGCUCUUGUCAAGUGUGAAACUCGUAUUCAAAAUCGGGUGAAAAUGGGGCUCAAUCUGAAAAUGCCAACGCGAUUCCCGCCGUGUGUGUUUUACUCACCUAAAGAACUUGGUGGGCUCGGCAUGUUGCUGGCACUGCACGUCCUUAUCCCGAUUCUGGAUUUACUGUGGCUGAAGCAAGCUGAGCUGGGACAAAUUACUCAUUUCCGAGCUGGUCUCAAUAAUAGUGGUGGCGAGAACCCCGUCAUUCCCAACGUCUUCCGUUACGUCACCACUUGGGAAGAUGAAUUCGGCGACUCGCAGAGAGUGUGGGCUGAAUACAGCAUUAAGCGGCAAGAGGCUCUGGAACAGGGACGAAAGUUGACAUUUGAGGACAUGGAACUGCUGUGGGACCGAGGCAUCCCUCGUAUUCUGACGCUUUUUCAAAAAGAUCGUCACACUUUAGCCUACGAUAAGGGACACAGAGUGAGAAGAUUGUGUAAGCAAUACUGGCUUGGACGGAUCACUCCAUUCUGGUGGACGCUGGCUUCCCACGAUGGUAAAUUGUGGAACUUUAAUACUUAUCGAACAGAUAUGAUCCAAGCCCUUGGUGGUAUCGAAACCAUUUUGGAGCAUACCUUAUUCAAGGCCACUGGGUUUGCUCUGUGGGAAGGCUUAUUUUGGGAGAAGCAGACUGGGUUUGAAGAGCUGUUGAAGUUCAAGAAGUUGACUAAUGCCCAACGUCUGGGGUUAUCGCAAAUUCCUAAUCGGAGAUUUACGCUUUGGUGGCUGCCAACAAUCAACAGAGCCAACGUGUACGUUGGGUUCCUUGUCCAACUUGACUUGACUGGGAUCUUCUUGCAUGGGAAAAUCCCCACUCUCAAAAUCUCCUUGGUGCAAUUGUUCCGAGGCCAUUUGUGGCAGAAGAUUCACGAGCUGGUAGUACAAGACUUGUGUCAAGUUUUCGAUAAAGAGGUGGAUAAUUUGGGGAUAGAUACUGUUGAAAAACAACCAAUCCACCCUCGUAAGUCGUAUAAGAUGACUCUGGGUGAGGCUGAUGUCAAAGUCACUCUGGCGUUCCCUUGGCCAGUUACGCUGCCAUCUCUUUUGUUGGAUGACGAUACCAAUGCCACCACCACUGCAACCAAAUGGUGGGUUGACGUUCAAAUUCGUUUUGGUGAUUAUGAUUCUCAUGAUGUGCUGCGGUACGCCAGAGCGAAGUAUCUCGACUAUACCACUGAUAACAUUAGUAAAUACCCUCUGCCGUUUGGGGUGGUUGUGGCAAUCGAUCUAGCUUACAAUUGCUAUGAUGCAUUCGGUAACUGGCCUCCAGGGUUCAAAGUAUUGAUGCAAAAUGCUUUGAGGGAAAUCACUAAACUGAACCCGGCAUUAGCCGUUUACCGUGAACGUGUCCGGAAGGGUCUUUCUUUGUACCAGCUGCAACCGCAAGAGGCACAGUUACUGGCGGGGAAUUACCAGGAACUUUUCAGCGGCAAGCGUAAACUUGUUAUUGAUGAUGCCAAUGUUUAUCGGGUGACUUUACAUAAGACGGAGGAAGGAAACAUGGCGACGAGACCGAUCAAUGGUGCUCUUUUCAUGAUGGUGCCAACACUGGGUAAGCUUUUCCUCAAAGUGAUCCACAAGCUGGUAUUUGCGGGUCAAAAGAGAAGAGGUCAAUUGGCUAAGUGGAAGCUGGCAGAAGAAGUGGUGGCACUUAUGCGGGCAUUGCCCAAGGAAGAACAACCUGAACAGCUUGUGCUCACUCGUAAAGGUGUCAUGGAUGCUCUUGAAGCCCAAACACUCGACUUUCCCAAUUUGGGAUUGAGAAAUUCUGAGCUCAAACUCCCCUUCCUGGCGGCAUUAAAAGUACCCAAAUUAGCUGCAAUUGUCGAGGAUCUGGAAAAACCUGAGUUGGUGUUGCUCAACCUAUAUGAUGACUGGCUACAGGAGGUUCUGCCAUUGACAGCUUUCAAUCGUUUAGUGCUUAUUUUGCGAGCGUUUUUGUUGAAUUCCGAGAAAGCGCAGAGAACAGUUUAUCCUGAUGGUGUCGAUGUACUUCAACACCACAUCUGGCCGAUGUACUCGGCUAGUGAAUGGAUGGACGUUGAAGCGCUGCUCCGAGAUAUCAUUUUGGCGGACUUUGCCACCAAGUAUGGCAUCCUGACCAAUACACUUACGGCCCUGGAGAUCAGGCUGCUCAUUUUGGGAGAGGAGAUUCGUGCCCCUGAUACUUCUAGAGAGGCCAUGGCCCAAAUUGAAGAUUCCAACACUGAAGAAAAGAAUCCACAACUAGCUGCAGUCAAAACCACCACCACCAACGUUCAUGGGGAGGAAAUCAUCACGGUGACGACCACUGGCUAUGAGCAGCAAGCGUUUGCUCUGAAAAAUGAAUGGCGUCAACGGAUGCUCGCAGCUAAUUCUCUCCACUUGCGGGCGAAGACUUUACAAGUUCGCCUGGAAGACAAUGACGGAGUUAUGUUUGUGUUACCUCAAUCUCUUUUGACUCGGUUUGUGUUGUGUUGUGAUUUAAGAAUUCCAGUCAUGGGCUAUUUGUACGGGAAGCUGCCUUCUGGUGAGAACGAGAUCAAGGAGAUCAAGUUCAUCGCAUUAGUCCCUCAACUUGGUGGUGCCGGGGGAGUUAAAACGCCUAAAUCUCUUGCGCCAUUACCUAAGGAGUUAAAGGACCUCGAGCUCAUUGGCUGGAUCCAAUCUCUGUCACUGGAAUCCGAAAUCAUGUCAGCGUUGCAGGUUCUGACAAUUGCCAAGAUGGAGUUGGGGUCAUCGAGAUUUUUGUCGAUGACAGUCUCAUUUACUCCCGGGUCGAUAACGAUUAGUGGUCACCAUGUAACUGAAGCGGGCCUUGCCUGGGGUCAGACUAAUGAGGAUACCGUACUGGAGACACCUGAAGGAUCUCUUGGAGCUCUGUUUAGUGUCGGCGCCGAAAUCAUGAUGACUGAUCAAUUACUGGGCGCCUUUUUAGUCCCUGAGGAUCGUCUAUGGAACUAUUAUUUCAUGGGUUCGUUGUGGAAUACUGACAUGGAAUAUAGAUUUGCAGUUGAUGAUCCCCGAGGAUUUUACGACGAAAAUCACCGUCCUCUUCACUUCAGUCUGUUUGGGAAAAUAACUGGCGGCGAUGAUGCCGACGACGACGAUGAUGAUAAUUUAGCAUAA